Molecule: messenger RNA, 1295 nt
Organism: Rhododendron vialii
Lineage: Eukaryota; Viridiplantae; Streptophyta; Magnoliopsida; Ericales; Ericaceae
Exons: 1
Coding region: 810-1088 (92 amino acids)
Cellular component (GO): chloroplast
Source: RefSeq, a predicted model, not a curated record
UGUUUGGACUGGCGCAGGAAUCUUGCGGUUGAUCUUUUUAGAUACUUGUUCUUCCUCUUUCAAGAGAUGGACAAGUAACAAGUGCCUUUAGGGGGAUAUCAACUCUCACGAUGCGUAUGAAUGAUUCUUCAAUUGGUUAAUUUUCUAAAUUCUAAAUCCAAUUUUGUUUAUGUUGUGUCUAUACAUCUUCUACUGUCUAGAUCAGUUUUCUUCCAAAACACAUUCAUCCUUCAAAGUUUGGAUGGAUUCAGGGUUCUUCGCGUUGCCUAUUUUUAUGAUGCAGAAGGUGACACUUUUUUUAGCAUGAUCGGUUUUAGCAUCAAGUUUCCUCAUAUUUGCAAUUUACAACUGAAAUUUUUCUGUAACCACCGAGUCCUGGAGAUUGUCCUCCAUUCCUAGGAGUUGAUGGUAAAAGACUUCAGAAAGAAUGGUUCUGGUAACAUAAGGUCAACUAGUGCUGUAAAAUAUACAAGUGGUAUAGGGCUACAUCACUGUCCUGGAUAAGGGAUGGUUAGGCUGCCACGUGUAAAUCUGAUGGCCAUGUCAAUGACUUGUGGAUGAGCCUUUUUCCCCCCACACCUUGUGAACCCAAUUCUAAAGGGAAAAAAACUGGAAAAAAUCAGGAUAAGACCCUUGUGGAGAGCUCGUGGUGCAGGCACUCCAUCAUAAUCUCAACAUUCAUCCGACGGCUGACAUUGACUUGGACAAAAGGAUUAAUAUUAUUCUCAGCCACAUUGCUCCCUUCACUAUUCUUUCUUUUACCCUGACUUGUACUUAACAGAGAGCCAAAGAGAAGAGGGUGGGCUGAGAUGUCUUCAUUGACCAUUUUUGUUCCGCCGGCGGUGGCCACUGGAAGAGUGUACCGUGCCACAGCGGCAAAGGGCGGGAGCGAGGAGAAAGGGUUCUUUGACUGGAUAAUUGGUGGGAUGCUGAAGGAAGAUCAGAUGCUGGAGACUGACCCAAUCCUGAAGAAGGUGGAGGAGAAGAAUGACGGCGGCCGUAAAAGCACGGUCGCUGUCCCUCCCAAGAAGAAGGAUGGCGGCGGCUUCGGUGGCUUUGGAGGCCUUUUCGCCAAGAAUGAAAAGUGAACAUUGUACCUUAUCCUCCCUCCCUCCCUCCCCGUCCAUUUCUCGCUGUCUCUCUGCUAAAUGAAUCUGCUUGACGAUUCUGAAAUGCUACGUUGUGUUUCCUUUUUGUUGUGUAUGAACAAGUGUUUUUUAUAUGUUUACUACUCCUAUCAAUUCAUUGGCAAUCUGGACUCUGCUCAGGAUAUUGUUAACUGAGAUUCGGAUUAA